Molecule: messenger RNA, 4286 nt
Organism: Perca fluviatilis (European perch)
Lineage: Eukaryota; Metazoa; Chordata; Actinopteri; Perciformes; Percidae
Gene: slc8a2a
Product: solute carrier family 8 member 2a
Exons: 13
Coding region: 248-2857 (869 amino acids)
Biological process (GO): sodium ion transmembrane transport; calcium ion import across plasma membrane; cell communication
Cellular component (GO): axon; postsynapse; sarcolemma
Molecular function (GO): calcium:sodium antiporter activity
Source: RefSeq, a predicted model, not a curated record
UCCUCCGCGUGUGCUCGCAGCAUCAUCACCGUUAGUUAAACGGCAUGGUGAGUUAACGGGAAAGUUCAGUCUGUGAGUUGAGCUGUGUGUCGAGACGGGGAUACGGUAGUUUUACCGGGCGUGUGUUUCCAGACUUUCAGAAGCAAUGGCAGCCUUUGGUGGAGCUGUGCCAUAAAGCCGAAGGAGCGUCCUCUGACCCAGCGCACCCCCCAGUGACCCCCAGGCCCCCAUCUCACUCAGGAAUAUCAUGGGAGCCCCCCCAGUUCACCUUUCCCCACUCCUCCUCCUCCUCCUCCUCCUCCUCUCCUUCCUCCUCCUGGCCCAGCCCUGCACCUCCAUCAGGCCCCAGGUUGUGGAGCGAGCGUCUGCCUCCGAGCAGCCUCAGUCCCUCGCUAACUCUACAGGGUCUGGCAAGCGGACAUGUCCGGGCGUGGUGGUGUGUAGACCCGGUAUCCUGCUGCCGGUCUGGUUGCCACUCAACCCUCCACUGGGGGAGCAGGCAGGGAGGGCUCUUGUCUACUUCAUCUGUCUCAUGUACAUCUUCAUGGGUAUAUCCAUCAUCGCAGAUCGCUUCAUGGCAUCCAUAGAAGUCAUCACCUCUCAGGAGAAAGAGGUGACCAUCACUAAACCCAACGGGGAAACAACAGUAACGACAGUAAGAGUCUGGAAUGAGACUGUGUCCAACCUCACGCUCAUGGCCCUGGGCUCCUCGGCGCCUGAGAUCCUGCUCUCUGUUAUUGAGGUGUGUGGGCACAACUUUGAUGCAGGGGAGCUGGGCCCCAGCACCAUAGUGGGCAGCGCAGCCUACAAUAUGUUUGUGAUAAUUGGUCUGUGUGUGUGGGUGAUCCCAAACGAUGAGUCUCGCCACAUCAAACACCUGAGAGUGUUUUUUAUAACGGCUUUCUGGAGUAUUUUUGCCUACAUUUGGCUCUACCUCAUACUGGCUGUCAUCUCACCUGGGAUUGUAGAGGUGUGGGAGGCCAUAGUGACACUGCUUUAUUUCCCGGUGUGUGUGAUCUUGGCUUGGAUCGCUGACCGUCGCCUACUCUUCUACAAAUACAUGCACAAGCGUUACCGUGCUGACAAGAGGCACGGCAUUGUGGUUGAAAUGGAAGGUGACCUCGAGGCCAAAGGCAUUGACGUGAUCAUGGAUAGAAAGUUGUCAGACGCCCGUUCGUGCCCUGGAAACUCCUCCAGUGUGACAGUCUCCGUGCAGACAGGCAAUGAACUAGACCAGAACAACGAUGAGGUGGUCCGCAUCCUGAAAGACCUGAAGGAGAAACACCCAGACAAAGACCUGGACCAGCUGAUUGAGAUGGCCAACUACUCUUCCCUGGUCCACCAGAAGAAGAGCCGCGCCUUCUACCGUGUCCAGGCGACGCGCAUGCUGAUCGGUGCCGGCAACAUAUUGAAGAAACAUGCUGCUGAUCACUCACGCCGCUCAGCAGGCCAGGACUCUGACAAGGCCACGUGCUCGCACAUUUGUUUUGAAAGUGCCCAGUACCAGUGCACAGAGAACUGCGGCUCUCUGAGCCUUGGGGUGAUCCUCGAGGGAGGCACAGGCCAGGACACUUUCUAUGUGGACUACUGUACAGAAAAUGGCUCCGCCAAUGCUGGGGAGGACUAUGAAUUCAGUAAGGGAACCCUGGUGUUUAAGCCAGGGGAGAGCCACAAAGAGAUCAAGGUGGGCAUCUUGGAUGAUGACGUCUUUGAGGAGGACGAGCACUUCUUUGUGCGUCUUCAGAACCUGAGGUUAGAAGAAGGUGGAAAUGAAGGGGCAGGAACUCCCCCAAAGGGUCGGCUAGUGGAGCCACUGGUGGCCACCGUCACCAUCUUGGACGAUGACCACGCUGGCAUCUUCACCUUUGGCCAGCGUGUGCUGCGGGUGAGUGAGAGCACAGGCACGCUGACGGUGACAGUGGUGAGGAACUCGGGCUCCAGGGGCACCGUCGCCGUGCCCUACCAUACUGAGGAUGGCAGUGCAAAGGCUGGGGUGGACUACGAGGAGGCCAGAGGGGAGCUGGAAUUCACCAAUGAAAAGACUAGUCAGACCUUACAGGUGCACAUUAUAAAUGUGGAAGAGUACGAGAAGCAGGAAAACUUCUUCAUUGUGCUAGAGGACCCCAAAUGGCUGAAGAGAGGAAUCUCGGCACUGCUGCUAAACCAGGGCAAUCCCACCCCUGAGGAGGAAGAGGCCAGGAGGAUCGCUGAGAUGGGCAAACCCAUUCUAGGAGAGCACAGCAGGCUAGAAGUCAUCAUAGAGGAGUCCUGUGAGUUUAAGAACACCGUGGACAAACUCCUGAAGCACACAAAUCUGGCUGUAGUGCUCGGCACUCACUCGUGGAGGGAACAGUUCAUUGAAGCAGUGACAGUCAGUGCAGCCAUUGUUGGAGACCUAGCUUCCCAUUUUGGCUGCACCGUCGGCCUGAGAGACACUGUCACUGCGGUGGUUUUUGUAGCACUGGGGACUUCACUACCUGAUACCUUUGCCAGUAAAGUGGCUGCCACUCAGGACCAGUAUGCAGAUGCAUGUGUGGGAAAUGUGACAGGAAGCAACGCGGUUAAUGUGUUUUUGGGCAUCGGGGUGGCCUGGUCCGUGGCUGCCGUAUAUUGGCAAGUCAAAGGUAAGGUGUUUCGUGUUGACCCCGGCUCGCUGGCCUUCUCCGUCACACUCUUCACCAUUUUUGCCUUCAUCGCCAUGGGAGUGCUGAUGAUACGCCGGAGGCCAUCCAUAGGCGGCGAACUGGGUGGCCCGCGGAUCCCCAGAGUCCUCACUUCACUGUUUCUCUGUGGACUCUGGUUCCUCUACAUCCUCUUCUCCAGCUUGGAGGCCUAUUGCCAUAUACAGGGCUUCUGAGGGAGCACAGCUGGGGAGAGUAACGACUGCACUAACAAACAAACACACAUACCCGGGACCGUUCACCUGUACAGUUCUGUUCCAGUAACUACCACUGGGAAGACAUAUCAUCACUUUACAACUGCUGCCAUGGUUCAUAAAACACACACACACACUACAGACUUCGCACAUGCAAACCUGUACGUCACAUCCACUGCAGGACAGUUCCAGUCAGCCCAAUUUAUUGUGACAGCACUGAUUCAUUUUCACGUAAGUGGACUAAAUAACAUGCAGUUUUUUGAUAAAGGAGAGCAAAGCAGGAACGCAUGUACUCUGUGAAGUCACUGGAUUUUGCUUGAUACUGGCUUAAUGCCUGAUGGCUCAUAACCUGGAUUUCAAGUUUGGUCUUAUUUCUCCUCACGCUUAUAGAGGCUGGGUCAGAUUAGACUGCCUCAGCUAGUAAUGAAAUGAUAAAAACGACAGCUGCUUUUACACAGAUUUGCAAUGUAGGGACACCUCUGAGUAUAUCAUCACACUUAUACCAUGGCCGCUUGUCACAGGCAAAAACAGAAGCUGUGUUGAAACUUUCAUCCAAGUUUGUCGUCAGUAAGCAUUACCCCAUAAUUAGGUCUGUUUGACCAGUUAGAGGUCUGUCACGUAGCUCAAAGCAAAAGUGAUGUUGCUAUGGUUACCUCCAUUUUUUUUUUUUGCGCACACAUUUAGAACAGUAGUAAUAAAACUGUUGACUGGAAGUGUUUGCGUUGUCUUGGUGUACAAUUUUGGAUGGAACUGCCAGCCAAUUAGAGGUGUUUUCUGCGGCCGUGGUAUAAAAAAAACGGAGCACAGUUGGGUUACAGUCCACAGUUUGGGAGAUAAGCUGCUGUAGUAUCUCACACUGAUGAAUUGUGUUUCGCUGUUAAAUGAUGUGACACGAGGCAUUGUGUAGUAAAAUGUAAUUUACCUACUGAAUUCAGUCGCACUAUAUAAAUAUUGAUAAUAGUAUUGAAAUGUAUAAUUGACAAAGAAGUACACAGGCAAUGAAUUUCUAAUAAGCCGUGGAAUGAAAAAAAAAAGUACCUAGUAUCUGCCAUUGAGUGUGAUUGUGUAGAAGUGAUGAUUUAUUCACCCCUGAAGUCUUAUCUGUUUAUUUAUUAAUGAUGUAAUUUAAUGUCUUUGUAAUAUAAUGUAUACAAGCUGAUAUGAACAAAAAUAUAUUGUAAUUUAUUGUAAGCUGUAAUAAUUACAUUGACAUUUUAACUGAGUGUGUCUCAAUUGGAUCAGCCACACUGGUUGUUUAAGUAUUACUUCCUCAUUAGUGCAGAAGAAGACAGAUUGUCUCUGGAUUUGAAGACGGUAAUAUCAAGAUUUUUGUAAGGCAAUUGGAUUUGUCAUUAAGGGCAUUUGUUAUGGUUUGACACACACUGACUUAAAUACAUGUUAUACUCUUCAA